AUGAGGCCUACGUACUCGAAUAUCACGGAAAUGCACAAUAUGAUCGUGCUGUGCAAACGAUCGAAAUCCGUGAAAAACGCCGGCAAGUAUUUGCACCAUAUUUACGGACUGUGGACAACCGAUCCGACGAUCUGGACCAUUAUCGGAUACAGCGUGGUGAUUCCGGUAGUUUCCGCGCUCGGAAUAAUUGGCAACUCUCUCAUUCUCGCGGUCCACCUGAAGGCGAAAACGUUUCUCAAAGCGUCGACAUACACGUACUUAGCAGCUCUCGCGUCUUCGGAUCUCGUCACCUGUUUUCUGCUCCUCUUCUCCGGUCUGGCCAGGGGCGUUUUCCGAUGCCACAGGGGAUGGCUGGAGUUCGACGUGUUCGUACACUUUCCGAUCGGCUCGAUCACCUCGAACAUCACGGUCUGGGCCGCGCUGGGUGUAAGCAUCGACAGAUUGAUAGUAGUCUGCAGUAUGCCGAGAUGCAAACCGCCCAAGUUCUGCACUCAGCAAGUUGCGCGCAAGCUAAUGACUUUCGCCUCCUGCUUCGCCAUUCUGAUCAAUAUACCGUAUUGCUUCAUGUACAAGUACAACGAACACGGCGAUCUGGUGACGACCGAUUUUUUUCACUCGCGAUGGUACUAUCUUCAGAACUGGUUUCAAUUUGUAACGUUCGGCCUGAUACCGGCCGCUUUCCUGUGCGUCGCAAACGGUAUUAUGCUGUUCUCGGUGAGAAAAGCUCUCAGGCAGCGAGAGGAGUUGCUGAGGAGUAAAAAUAUACGCGAAGGAAAUAUUUUGCAGGCUCAAGCGCGGCUUACGAUCAUGCUGGUCGGCAUUGUUUUCCUGUUCCUCGUGGGCGAGCUGCCAACCCAUUUGGCAUCCCGCCGCAGUGCCGUGUCUUUGCUUUACGGUGGCGAUCCCUUCAAAGUUCAAGAGGCCUUCAUGGAAGCGUGA
Messenger RNA from Pseudomyrmex gracilis, 939 nucleotides. RefSeq names its product probable G-protein coupled receptor 139. Gene Ontology annotation, biological process: G protein-coupled receptor signaling pathway. Gene Ontology annotation, cellular component: membrane. The transcript is spliced from 6 exons. NCBI's taxonomy places the organism in Eukaryota, Metazoa, Arthropoda, Insecta, Hymenoptera, Formicidae. Gene Ontology annotation, molecular function: G protein-coupled receptor activity. The coding region runs from base 1 to 939 and encodes 312 amino acids. The record is from RefSeq and is a predicted model, not a curated record.